This is a messenger RNA of Thelazia callipaeda (thelaziosis nematode), 1059 nucleotides long. The record is from the annotation of a GenBank genome assembly. NCBI's taxonomy places the organism in Eukaryota, Metazoa, Nematoda, Chromadorea, Rhabditida, Thelaziidae.
AUGGUAAUUGAUAUACUACUCAAAAAUGACAAAGUUCGUAUACGCGAUGUAUCCACCGUAGAAUGGAAACUUAACGAAAUGAUUAAUGCCGGCAAAGAUAAACUAUUGGUAAUUUCCGACUUUGAUUAUACUUUAUCUCGUUUUCACGAUGCUGAAGGUAAGAGUUGUUGCACAACGCACGGUGUUUUUGACGUUGCUGCGCAAACAGUAUCAAAAGAACUUGAAACUGUUUUGAAAAACUUGAAAAGCAAGUAUCUUCCGAUUGAGUUCGAUCCACAUAUGACAAUUGCUGAAAAAAUGCCUCACAUGGAAAAUUGGUGGAGAACUUCUCAUCAGCACAUAAUUAAAGCUGGUUUCACGAAGCAGUCAAUUCAAAAUUUUGUUCGUGAAGCAAAACUGGAAUUAAAAACACUGAAUAUUUUUGGUUUUCAAGGAGCACAUACAGUUGUACCAAAAUAUCUCGUUUUCAGAGAGGGUGCGCAGGAGUAUAUACUGGCAUUACAUGAUUAUAACGUGCCACUGAUAAUUUUUUCUGCUGGUGUUGGGAAUGUUAUCGACUUUUUUAUGCAGGAAGCAUUUGGCCAAUUGCCGAAUAAUGUUCACAUUGUUUCGAAUAUGAUGAAAUAUAAUGAGAAUGAUGUAGCAACUGCAUUCAGUGAACCUUUGAUACACACAUUUUCCAAAAACACUGCAGUUAUUAGUCAUUACGGAUCUCUGUUGAACGAAAUUUCAUCGAGAACUAGUGUAUUAUUAUUGGGUGAUACUCUUGGAGAUUCGAAUAUGGAUUCGGGGUUGAAAUGUGAGCUCGUGGCGUUGAAAAUUGGAUUUUUAAAUUACAAUGACGAAACAUUAUUGAAUCAGUAUUUGCAUAGUUACGAUAUUGUGUUAUUGGAUGACCAAAGUUUGCAAGUUCCUAGUCUAAUUCUCAACUCGAUAUUUGAUGGAUUUAGCGAUGAAAAAAAUCUAUCAACUUGUAUUAGCUGUCGUUUUGAGUCGGAAGAUAAUGCAGCUAUUAAAGAAGGAGAAUCCGUUUCAGUAGAAAGUAAUGCUCGCGCUUGA